Messenger RNA from Cheilinus undulatus (humphead wrasse), 4168 nucleotides. It is a transcript of the gene clgn, whose product is annotated as calmegin. The coding region runs from base 183 to 2210 and encodes 675 amino acids. Gene Ontology annotation, cellular component: endoplasmic reticulum; endoplasmic reticulum membrane. Gene Ontology annotation, biological process: protein folding. NCBI's taxonomy places the organism in Eukaryota, Metazoa, Chordata, Actinopteri, Labriformes, Labridae. The record is from RefSeq and is a predicted model, not a curated record. The transcript is spliced from 15 exons. Gene Ontology annotation, molecular function: calcium ion binding.
ACUCAUCAACCGCGCAGUACCGUUGUCCGAGCCUACUGUCUUUUAUAAACGACUACCGUUGUCUUCCCUACCGUUGUCGAUGGUUUUUGCACUCAGUUGGCCAAACGUCAAAAAUAGCUCCCAUUAUCUUUUGAAUCGAGAGUCAGAUUUGGUGGAGUAUUUCUCUCAGCAAUUAGAACAAGAUGAAGUUGGACCGGGGUUGGAUGUGGUGCAUGCUGCUCCUGCUCUCCCUGGCUCUGGCUGCUGUGGCAGCCCAGGAGGAGGAAGAGGAAAAGGAGGUUGAUGUGUCUGAUGUUUCAGAUGAUGCUAUGGGCUUGGAUGAGGAAGAGUUAAAGGUUCUGAUGGGGGGAGAGGAGGAGGAGGAGGAGGAAGAGGAGGAGGAGGAGGAGAAGGGAGAAGAGGCCACUGUGAUGGAUGAUGACGACUUCGAUGAGGCAGAUGGCAGAAGCACUGAAGGAGGGGAGACUGCAUCGGAUGGAAAUGUCUCCUUCCAGGUAACAUACAAGACUCCUGUUCCAACUGGAGAAGUCUAUUUGGCCGAGACGUUUGAUGAUGGAUCACUGGACAGAUGGCAGCUAUCAAUGACGGUGAAGGGGGAUGCAGAUGAAGACAUUGCCAAAUAUGAUGGGAAGUGGGCUGUGGAGCAGCUGAAGGAAAACAAAGUUCCAGGAGACUUUGGUCUUGUUCUCAAGUCCCGCGCAAAACACCAUGCGAUUGCUGCCAUGUUGAACAAACCUUUUGUCUUCCAGGAUGAACCUUUGGUUGUACAGUAUGAGGUGAAUUUCCAAAAUGGAAUAGACUGUGGUGGAGCAUACAUCAAACUCCUUUCUGACACUGACGAUCUCAGUCUGGAACAAUUCCAUGACCGCACAGCGUACACUAUCAUGUUUGGACCAGACAAGUGUGGUGAAGAUUACAAGCUGCACUUCAUCUUUCGUCAUCUAAAUCCUUUGAACAAAGAUCUGGAGGAGAAGCAUGCGAAGAGGGCAGAUGUUGACCUCAAGAAGUUCUACACUGACAAGAAGACUCACCUCUACACUUUGGUUCUGAAUCCAGACAACAGCUAUGAGAUGUUCAUUGACCAGUCCAGUGUGAGUCGUGGCAGCUUGUUGCAUGAUGUGGUGCCUCCAGUUAACCCAGCCAAAGAGAUGGAUGAUCCGAAUGACUCCAAGCCAGACGACUGGGAUGAGAGGGCGAAGAUCCCUGACCCUGAAGCAGUCAAGCCUGAUGACUGGGAUGAAGAAGCGCCAGCAAAGAUCGAUGACCCUGAUGCGCUGAAGCCAGAGGGCUGGCUGGAUGAUGAACCAGAGUUUGUUCCUGACCCUAACGCUGAGAAACCAGAGGAUUGGGAUGAGGAGAUGGAUGGUGAGUGGGAAGCCCCGCAGAUCCCUAACCCAGCCUGUGAGACUGCCCCUGGCUGUGGGGAGUGGAAGCGUCCCAUGAUCAACAACCCUCAAUACAAGGGCAAAUGGAAAGCACCUCUGGUGGACAAUCCCAACUAUCAGGGAGUCUGGAAGCCACGCAAGAUCGAUAACCCGGACUAUUUUGAGGAUCUGCAGCCCUUCAGGAUGACACCAUUCAAGGCUCUGGGCUUAGAGCUCUGGUCCAUGACCUCAGAUAUCUACUUCGACAACUUCAUUAUCACAUCUCACAAAGAGGUGGCUGACCGGUGGGCCUCUGACAGCUGGGGGCUGAAGAAACUGGUGGCCAGUGCUAACGAGCCUGGGAUUUUUGCUCAAAUGAUGUUAGCAGCAGAGGAGCGGCCAUGGCUUUGGGUGAUCUACAUUCUGACUAUUGGCCUGCCUGUAGGACUAACUGUGCUCUUCUGUUGGCCAAAGAAAUCUGAGGAAGACUAUGCCUACAAAAAGGUGGAUCCUCCCCAGGCUAGUGUUGAAGAUGAGGAGGAAGAAGAAGAAGAGGAGGCAGCAGCAGAUGAGGAAGGCAAAACAGCAGAGGCUACAGAAGAAGCAGCAGCCGCAGAAACAGAAGAGGCUGAGGAGGGAGAGGAGGACAAGGAGGAUGAGGAAGCUGAAGCAGCAGGCGACAAUCUAGAAGGAGAUGAUGAGGAGGAGGAGGAAGAGGAGGAGGAAGGAGAAGAGGAAAGCAAAGCUCCAGAGAGAACGUUAGAAGAUGAGCCAAAGGAGGGAGGAGACAUUGCUGAGGAAAGUCACAAACAAUCUGUGAGGAAAAGGAGGGUACGGAAAGACUGAAGAAGUGAACCCCCUUGUCUACGGUCUCCUUGCGCCCGUGAUGUGGAGGAGGUAGAAGGGCCCUCUGCUGCUGCUCCCCGCUUUCUGAGCUGAGCAGCAUGAAUUUCCUCCAAACCCACCGGUAGCCUGCAGUCACCCCGGCUGCCCCAUUCAUAUCUCCUCCUUCCCCUCUGCUAAACUCACCACAGGCUUGCAAUCUCCAAACCACAUCUUGUCUCAUCUCACCCGUCCUUCCAUCUCCCCUCUCCUGUUUGUCUGCUUGUUGAACUAUCAGAUCUACAGAUAAGGGAUGAAAUUAUUUUCCUCCCUAUGAAAAUGUCAUUUUUCAAAAGUAUUUCCCAAGUACUGUCAAACAGAGCAAGGAAUUUGUAACACAGCUUUCUAUACUGUGUGUAAACUGAAAGAUGGCCCUCAGUUUUGAUUUGAUUUUACAAGCUUUGAACAGUGGUUUGUGCUAUGUAUAACAAAAAGGUCAGUUCCAAGCUAGGCGAUUCUAACUUUUGCUCACUAACAUAAACAGAUAAGCAUGACCGACACAGCGAGGCACGUCAUGACUCAUAGACAAAUGGGUUGAAUCAAAACAGGUGACUUAUGGAGUUAUUGCUUAUUUCACAAACUAUGAACUUAUAUUGAGGCAAACCGUUCUCUCUAGGCUCACUCUAGGCUCUCUGCUGUAAAGAGGUAAAUACGGAGUGUGUGACAUGAAAGGAGUCAGGGCGCCCUCUAUUGGAUAAAUAAUAGAACAGACAUCACAUCUAAGCAAAACCACAAUUUUCACUACACUUUAUUAGUGAAACACAAAUAAUAACAUCAGCAUCUAUCUGUCAACUUAUGGCUGAUUAACUACUAUUUUACUAGGCCCUAAUCAGCCAGCAGAUUCAUCGGUCAGGCCCUAAAAAUUUAAAAUGUCUUUCUUUGUUUAACAGCACUUGGGAAAUGCUUUUAAAAAUGUAAUUUUCAUAGGGGGGCUAAUGGUUUCAUCUUCAUCGAUAUCCCAUUGAGAUUUUGUGCAGUUUGCAGUUUUCCCCUCUUUCUUGUGCUUCUACCCCCCCAUUUCUCUUCCCUUUUCCUUAUUGUCUAAAUGCCUGCCUAAGAAGCCUUGCCUCCUUCCCCCUCAGUUCCUGUUUUCUGGUCUCUGUUGUCAGUCUUGUCUCUAAAUAUAUGCCAUCGUAGCUCAACCAGUGUCUCCUCUCUGAGUGAGGGCAGCAGCCAUUCUGCUGUCAUGUAGUCGUUCAUACCAUUAUACAAUCUUAGGGGCCACAUCUCAGAUGUAAGACUUUAUUCUCGUUUCCUUUGUUUAAAAAAACAAAGUCUGUCUUGCUCAAAGUUGUUUGGGGAGGAGAUAAAGCAAAGCUGCAAAGAGCAGCUGUUUGAGAUAUUGUGGCAAUGUCAGAACAUUUUUGCUGAUAAAAUUGCCUCUGCUUAGGUUAAAAAUUUUAUCUCUUUAAAAAAUAGAUGAUCUGUUUAGUUACAGUAGUUUGUACAGAGCAACAGUUACUUCUUUUUUGACUAAAUUAUAGCAGUUUGAGAACUGAGGACUAGCACUGGUAACACUAUUUAUUGGUAUGUUUUAGUUUGUUUUAUGCCAGUAUGAAUUUAAAAAUGCAGUGUUGAGUGAAACAUGAUUCACCACUGAUGUCUAGAAUCUGAGCCUAGGUCUGUUUGAAUUGCUUUACUGAUGUAAAGUUAUGAUCAAACAUCGACUUUGUAAGCACUAGUGGCGUAAACAAGUCAAAGCCUUGACCACCAGGUGUCAAUAAGGCAUUUAAGUAUGUUGGUUCAGCCUCAAAGCUGUGAAGACAUUUCUCAUUCAGUCAGUACACUGCAGUGAUUUCCCACUAUAUCUAGAAUAAUGCAGUUCAGAUGCUGGACUUUUGCCUGGAAAAGAUGUUAAUGCUAAUUUAUUUGUUUUUUUAUUAUUAUUAUUGUAUCAAGCUUUUGUAGUUCAUGAUUUUUGC